AGGCUGCAGACACCCUUCCAUCGGGACACAAGAGGCCGCUCUUGAGGUGAAAAGUUCGGGAGGCGAGCUCGGCGUUUCAUCGUUUGACAGCAAGGGGCUUGUUUUACAGCAAACAAGAAAGGAUGAAGAUUUCAAGCGACGAUGCGGAAACACAGAUAAUCGAGGAGAGGGUUUAGGUAGCUGGAAAUCCUUCAAGCUUUUUUUUUUUUAGUUGUUGUUGUUAUGUCUGUAUCUGCAUCUCCAGGUUGGCCCCGAAAUCAAACGCCAGGCAACUUGAAUAUCGACUGAACUGCGGAUGAACGCCUGGUCUGGAUUUGUUGUUAUUAGCCGCUAAUGCUAAACCACAGAAGUUGCGAGCUAGCUGGCCUAGCGAGCUAAUGGUUAAAGCGAGGAGGAGAUAAGGACAAUAAGCCGUGUGUAUAUAUGUUUGAUUUACCCAGCUCAGGCCGUCCUGGGACUAAACUCGGCGUCGUGUAGCCGAUGGAGCCAACUAACAUCGGCUUCAGUUGUCAGCUUUUCAACUACCAACCGUCGUAGCAGUUAAACUAGCUCUCCCAGUUAGCCACCACAGCCUCCCCCCCUCUGCUUCUUUUGCUUUUAAUUUGGAAGAAUGAGUAGAAAACACCAUCAUUUUAAAGGAGCAGAAGUCAGCUGCUGCGUCAAAUACUUCCUAUUUGGAUUCAACAUUUUAUUCUGGUUGCUAGGAGCAGCAUUCUUGGGCAUUGGCCUGUGGGCAUGGGCGGAGAAGGGAGUGCUGUCCAAUCUGUCAUCCAUCACGGACCUAGGGGGCUUCGACCCCGUGUGGCUCUUCAUCGUCGUAGGAGGGGUCAUGUUCAUCCUGGGCUUCGCCGGCUGUAUCGGAGCACUCAGAGAGAACACUUUGCUGCUCAAAUUUUUUUCUGUGUUCCUGGGUUUGAUCUUCUUCUUGGAGCUGACUGCAGGGAUCCUUGCCUUCGUCUUUAAGGACUGGAUCAAAGACCAGCUCAACUUCUUCAUCAACAAUAAUGUCAAGGCUUACCGCGAUGAUAUCGACUUGCAGAAUCUCAUUGACUUUGCCCAAGAAUAUUGGUCAUGCUGUGGAGCUCACGGGCCCGAUGACUGGAAUCUGAACAUCUACUUCAACUGCACUGAGCUGAACCCCAGCAGGGAACGCUGUGGAGUCCCCUUCUCCUGCUGUCUUAAAGACCCUGCAGAGGAUGUCAUCAACACGCAGUGCGGUUAUGAUGUUCGGCUUCAAGUGGAGCUGGAGCGGCAGAGAUUUAUCUAUACCAAGGGCUGUGUGGGACAGUUUGAGAAGUGGCUUCAGGACAACUUGAUUAUUGUAGCUGGAAUCUUUGUCGGUAUUGCACUUUUACAGAUUUUUGGUAUCUGUCUCGCUCAAAACCUGGUGAGCGACGUCAAAGCUGUCAAAGCCAACUGGUGACAGGAGAGGUGAAGUGGUGGAGCACCGCCCCUGAGGCCUAGCCGGGCUAACACAGCACACAAACAGUCCCGUCCAGCUGUAGGAUGAAGAGCCGAGAACAUUUAACUCUGUCUACUUUGCCACCGAGCUAAGCAGCGCAUACACACUCUCACACUCGUAUAUGUGCGGACUCAAAGAGUUUACUUCCCCGUUUGUCAGCAACACUUGAAGGGAGAGAAUAUGAUCCCACAAAAACCAAACAGUCAACACUUUGUUUACCACUCAGCUGGGACUUUAACCCAAAUAUACAGAGGACGGUCCUGCCUCCUUCAGAGUUAGAUUUUUUUUUCUUUUUUCUUUUGUAAGUGUAUUUAUGGGACGCAGUUGCACAAGGACUUCUGUCAACUGGGAAAUUGGAAGCCAUGGAUGAAAGUCAGAGACAACAAAACAAGAGAGAGAGAAACAACAGAAAAAGGAACAAUAAGCCUCCUUUUUUAGGUCGAGCACUACAUUGUCACAGAGCCUCUGUCCACUCAGACAGGGGUUGAACAUCUUCUACAAAGAGCCUGUUUUUAAACGUGCUUAUCCCCACUUCCUGCCGUAGGGGAUCGUGGGUGGCUGGCCGGGCCGGCCAACAAACACACGGAUUCCUACGCGUGUCAUUUUUCUCCAUCGUGACCUUUUUAUGACCACUGAACAAACUCUGAACACUGGCUGGCCAAGUCUGCAACUUCGAAUCAUUUCAGGAGAUUUAAAGUCAAAAUGUAAAGAGAGGAAAAAAAAAGAAGUGCCAUUAAUUUCCAGUGAUAUUUUUGUCUCCUUCCUGUUCUUUAGAUAGAAUUUCUGCACCACCCGCCCCACAAUACCUCAGGGCCUGGCCGAAAAUAUAUGCUUUCUGCCACCAGUUAAAAGCAUAUCUAUUUUAUUUCCAUCCAUGUCUGUUGAAUUUAGAUGGACUUACUUAAUGCAGAAAACACUGACAGUCCCUCGAAAGUCGCCCUGUUUGCCCUGCAGUGAUUGUAUUAUCUGUCGAUUUACUGAAGGAUAUUGUGUUGUUUUUAUAUGGAAAGGCCUGGUGUGGUUAGGGAUUGUAGGUCUAUGCUAUACAGGGAAAAGGGUUUAAUGAUAGUUGAGAUUGUUGUUUGUCUCUGAGCAUCCCUCAGGCACAUGGGAUUGCUGUUUUGGGGCCUUUUUUACUUGACCUAUGUUACCACAUUUGUCUUAUAUUUUGUCCUCGGCAUAGCGAAAUAGAAAUAUGUGUAUGUUUAUAGAUGUCCUUCAUUCACCCUUUAUUCCUUUUCCUUUCAUAUACGCAUAUUUUGUUUUACUUCACCUGUUUUACCUCUGACCCCAUCAGUCAACUGCAAAACAGCUUCUCAUUGUUGUUUAUGUUGUUAGCAGUCCUAAUGGAGACCAAAUGAUAUCAGCAAGCUAAUUGCCAAGGUUUUGUCUGGCUACAAUUCUGAUUUUUGUGAGAAAUGCAGAGAAUAACAAACAGCAUUUCUAGAUAGCCAAAAUGUGAAUUUAUUGUCCCUCUUAUUGUGGGAAGUGCCAGAUGGAAUGAGAAAUCAAAACACAAAUUAAACAUAUUACAGUAUGGCUUUUAUCUUUAA
Molecule: messenger RNA, 3015 nt
Organism: Larimichthys crocea (large yellow croaker)
Lineage: Eukaryota; Metazoa; Chordata; Actinopteri; Sciaenidae
Gene: tspan17
Product: tetraspanin 17
Exons: 8
Coding region: 611-1423 (270 amino acids)
Cellular component (GO): plasma membrane
Source: RefSeq, a predicted model, not a curated record